This is a messenger RNA of Sander lucioperca (pikeperch), 2122 nucleotides long. Its product is annotated as transcription factor AP-1. Gene Ontology annotation, biological process: regulation of cell cycle; regulation of transcription by RNA polymerase II; regulation of cell population proliferation. NCBI's taxonomy places the organism in Eukaryota, Metazoa, Chordata, Actinopteri, Perciformes, Percidae. The transcript has a single exon. Gene Ontology annotation, cellular component: transcription regulator complex. Gene Ontology annotation, molecular function: DNA-binding transcription factor activity, RNA polymerase II-specific; RNA polymerase II cis-regulatory region sequence-specific DNA binding; transcription factor binding. The coding region runs from base 384 to 1346 and encodes 320 amino acids. The record is from RefSeq and is a predicted model, not a curated record.
AUUGUUAUUUUCAGUAGAGCUGCAGCUUAGAGGUGGAUAAAGUUCGUCUCCACGUUGGAAGUGAUAGAAAGUAUUAUCCCUUUUCAGGCACUGUUUCUUCUUUUUGGGAAGGAGGAUCAAUCAAAGAGGAUACUUGAGGUGUGAAACACGGAGGCUCGGCCGCCGGGGAACGACGGUUUUUGUUGAUCAUCGCGCGGUUCACAAGAGAAAAGUUUUCUCAGGACACGAAGUUGUCAAGUGAGUUGAACUUCAACAAUAGGCGGACUCUAUCACAAAACAGUCGAGAGAUAGGGAGUCACGGGACACAUGUAAACAGUCGUUCUUUGACUUUUUUAAGAAGGAGAAUAGACCUCCCUAAAGGUGAUUAAAAAAAAAAAAACUUUAUGUCCAGAAAAAUGGAAGCGACGUUCUACGACGAAGCCGUGAAUGCCUCCAGCUCUCAGCAUGACGGGCCGACGGUGUAUGGGUUCAACCCGAAAACCCUCAAACAGACCAUGACUCUAAACCUGAACGACCCGAAAAACUUCAAGCCCCAGCUGAGCGCCAAGGCCCUGGACAUCCUGACGUCCCCUGAUGUCGGCUUGCUGAAGCUGGCCUCGCCUGAACUGGAAAGACUAAUCAUCCAGUCCUGCACCGGGCUAACGACUCCCACCCCGACCCAGUUUGUCUGUUCCAAGAACAUCACUGACGAGCAGGAGGGGUUUGCGGAAGGGUUUGUGAGGGCACUGGCUGAACUCCACUACCACCAGCAGACACCCGCCGUCCACGCUGACGCACAGACCGGCGCGACCAACAGCAUGGCAUCCGGCUCUGCUGCGUCCGAGAGCGGCGGGAUUCCCUACAGCUGCACGGUGCGCACCGACCCGCCGGAGUACACAAACUUGGGGGCUUUCGGCCGGGCUGUGGGCUCUGCGUCUGCACCUGCCAACGAGAGGCACCAACCUUACCCAGCCGCCCCACAGCCGACCCACGACCACAUGGACCACCACCUGGCGGCAGCGCAGCAAUCGCGGCGACACGCGCUUAAAGAGGAGCCGCAGACGGUGCCCGAGAUGUCCGGAGACACCCCGCCGCUCUCCCCUAUCAACAUGGAGAACCAGGAGCGCAUCAAAGCGGAGAGGAAGCGCAUGCGGAACAGGGUGGCCGCGUCCAAAUGCCGGAAAAGGAAGCUGGAGAGGAUCUCCAGGCUGGAGGACAGGGUCAAAAACCUGAAGAACCAAAACACGGAGUUGGUUUCCUCUGCCAACGUCCUCCGGGACGAGCUGGCUCUGCUCAAACAAAAGGUCAUGGACCACGUUAACAGUGGCUGCCAGCUCAUUUUGACGCAGCAGCUCCAAGCUUACUAGACUGCCAAGGGAAAAGAACCAAGGGACAUUUCUUGGGGACCAAAUGCAGCUUAAAGUGGCCCGUUCAGCUUUGCGGGGCAGUGACUUUUUUCCACUAUAAGUUUAUGCAGACAAAAAGCAAGAAUGGAGACUGGCCAGAUACGUGUAAUUGAUCAGUGCGAUGCAUUAUUACAGAGCAGAGGCCACCAAACCUAUUGCACAGACGGACAAAGCUCAGAGGAAGCAUUUGCUCCAAAUACCCCUCUGAUGUGACUUGUUAGAUGUUUCUGGCAAUUUUGCCUUUGUUUUAUUAUUUUGUUUUCACUACAAAAGUACAAAAUGAAAUUUGUAUUCAGUCAAGCCAAGGGUAAUAUGGCAAGGGUCAUACUUUAAGCUAAUUUUAAAUUGAUUAAGUUCAGCCUUGCGUCCUGACAGACCCCCAGAGCCGGUGUGGGAUCGAAUUGCAAAUAGACAGAAUGCGUUGUCCUGUAAAUCUCCCACUAUGUCAAGUAGCAAUUUAUGCAUAUAGACUUAAGUCAAGCACUGAGUAUCCCACCAGCGACUAUUCAGUAUGUACAGAGUAACACUUAACAAAAAAAAAUAUCUCGCACCUUUACGCAAGGUGUGUGUGUAGCGUUUACUGACAAAACAGCCUUACUUUCUUAACCCUUAUGUUCAUACAACUUUGUGAUAAAGGUGUUAUUGUUAGACCUGAAAUAACACUUUGUAAUAUUUGUACGCUGUCUUUAGAGCACUUCAGAACUGUAAAUAUGACUAAAUAAAAUGUUGGAACACGU